Messenger RNA from Dovyalis caffra, 594 nucleotides. The record is from the annotation of a GenBank genome assembly. Lineage: Eukaryota; Viridiplantae; Streptophyta; Magnoliopsida; Malpighiales; Salicaceae.
AUGGCGGUGACGGCACCUCCUAUAACUUCUGCUGCUUAUCUUCGAGUUCUAAAUCGCCCCUGUUUCUUCACCUCCAAGUCUCGCUUCGGCCUCCAAUCACCCACCAAACAGCUGGCCCUUACAAUCGUUGCCAUGGCUCCCAAAAAGAAGGUUAACAAGUAUGAUGGGGGCUGGAAGAAACAAUGGUACGGCGCAGGGAUCUUUUACGAAGGCAGUGAAGAAGUGGAAUUUGACGUAUUCAAAAAGUUGGAGAAACGUAAAGUCCUUAGCAACGUAGAAAAAGCAGGACUCCUAACUAAAGCCGAGGAGUUGGGAUUCACUUUAUCGUCGAUAGAGAAGCUGGGUGUGUUUUCGAAAGCUGAGGAGCUGGGCUUGUUGAGUCUGUUGGAGAAAACGGCAAGCGUUUCGCCGUCUACAUUAGCCUCUGCUGCGCUGCCCAUAUUGCUGGCGGCAGUGGUAGCGAUUGUCGUUAUACCUGAUGACUCGGCAGGGUUGGUGGCCGUGCAAGUUGUGUUGGCAGGGGCACUUGGGGUUGGUGCUGCCGCCUUGUUGGUUGGGUCUGUUGUUCUUGAUGGUUUACAAGAAGCUGAUUGA